CCGGCAGUUAGUUGAGAGAAUUCGUUAAGUAAAGACGCUUUUAACGCUUACAAAAAAAAGUGAGUGAAUAAUUUAGAGAAAAAAAUUAAAACGAAGAAAACAAAUUAGUAAAAUUAAGAAAAAGUUUUAAUGUUAAUUGAAAUUGAAAGAAAAUAUUACAGAGAGCAAUAGGAGCUCCUAACUAAAAAAAACUAUUUGAAAGAAACUAAUAAAAGUUGUUAAUAAUUCUAGUGAAACAGUUUUUUAAUCAGUGUUAAUUAAUUUGUGAUUUUUUUAUGUUAAUGUAAUUCCUCUCUGCAAAACCACCAUACUAUCAACAUCCCCCCCAAAAACACACAUACAUACACAAUGUGCCUUUCAACACCCACGACAUCGGCAAAUGGUAACAAUACCUCAACAGCAUGUUCGUCUAGUCCAUGUACCGCAGCCAAUAAUGAUGCCACCACCAAUGGUGAUGUCUCUGCGUGUGGUACAAAUCUAAAACAACAAACACAAUUAGAUUGCAAUGGCAAUACUAAAACAACCACAGUCAACAAUAAUAGUAUUAAACAACGUAAAGUAACAACAGUUGAUGCACAAAAUGAUACAACAGCCAAAGAUUUAGUUGAUAAUUUAGGUUAUAAGGAAGAGAAUGCUGUGUACAAAGAAAUAGCAGCCGCCAAAGAGGUGCUACAGCAGCAAAAGCAAGUGGAAGAGCCUGAAAAGGAAUUUAAAGCAAAAAUAAGAUGGCCAGAUUUAGCAGCACAAUUAUUACAUGUCGGUGGUCUGUAUGGUUUCUAUCUGCUGUUCUCCGCUAAGUUUUAUACGUUUUUAUGGGUUGUCUUUACCAUAUGGGGUUCGGGUAUUGGCAUCACAGCCGGAGCACAUCGUCUGUGGUCACACAAAUCCUAUAACGCUUCAUUACCUCUACGUAUCUUAUUAAUAUUUUUAUUCACCAUUGCGGGACAGCGUGAUGCCUAUACUUGGGCUUUAGAUCACAGAAUUCAUCACAAAUUUUCGGAGACUGAAGCCGAUCCUCACAAUGCCAAGAGAGGUUUCUUUUUUGCUCACGUUGGUUGGCUUUUCCUGACCGCCCACCCCAAGGUGGAGGAAAAACGUAAAGUUAUAGAUAUGUCCGAUUUGGAAAAUGAUGGUGUGGUGAUGUUCCAACGUAAAUGGUUUAUACCCUUAUUUGCCGUUUGUUCAAUUGCUCUACCUGUUUUGGUGCCCUGGUAUUUCUGGAAUGAAUGUUUGUGGAGUUCCUUCUGGAUUAAUUUCAAUAUGAGAUUUACGUCCACUUUGAACGUGGCCUUCUUUGUGAAUAGUGUAGCUCAUAUGUGGGGCAAGAAGCCAUAUGACAAGAACAUUAGCCCAGUUGAAAGCCCCAUUGUUUCGUUUUUGGCUUUGGGUGAAGGUUGGCACAACUAUCACCAUGUAUUCCCCUGGGAUUAUAAAACUGGUGAAUUUGGCAACUAUAAAUUGAAUGUUACUACCGGUUUUAUUGAUUUAUGUGCUCGUUUAGGUUUGGCCACAGGACGUAAAUUUGUCUCUCCCGAUAUGAUCAAAAGACGUGCCUUAAAAUGUGGUGAUGGUACUCGUUUCCUUAGCGAUGACUAUGCCCACAAAGAUCAAGUCUGGGGCUAUGGCGACAAGGACUUGCCACAAGAAGAUUUACAAGAGCUACAGAAAAUGAAAUCUUAAUUUCUGUUCUACUUAUUGUAUUUAAUGAACUAGUGAUUAUUUAAUUUAAAUUGUUGUUAAGUUUUAUAGAUUUCGUAAGUGUGUGUUUAUAAAGUUGAGUAAAAAAAAA
Messenger RNA from Lucilia sericata (common green bottle fly), 1789 nucleotides. Its product is annotated as acyl-CoA desaturase. NCBI's taxonomy places the organism in Eukaryota, Metazoa, Arthropoda, Insecta, Diptera, Calliphoridae. Gene Ontology annotation, cellular component: endoplasmic reticulum membrane. The record is from RefSeq and is a predicted model, not a curated record. Gene Ontology annotation, biological process: unsaturated fatty acid biosynthetic process. Gene Ontology annotation, molecular function: iron ion binding; stearoyl-CoA 9-desaturase activity.